Messenger RNA from Python bivittatus (Burmese python), 8939 nucleotides. It is a transcript of the gene DGKG, whose product is annotated as diacylglycerol kinase gamma. Gene Ontology annotation, molecular function: calcium ion binding; ATP-dependent diacylglycerol kinase activity. Gene Ontology annotation, cellular component: plasma membrane. Gene Ontology annotation, biological process: phospholipase C-activating G protein-coupled receptor signaling pathway. NCBI's taxonomy places the organism in Eukaryota, Metazoa, Chordata, Lepidosauria, Squamata, Pythonidae. The record is from RefSeq and is a predicted model, not a curated record.
GUCUGCAGUGGAUCUGAAAGAAGGAUGUAGCUGAAAGACUGCCGCAGGAUCUUUGGGAGGUUUGAAUACAUUGGCAUUCUCCAUGAGGUAUUUUUCCAAUGGCUGUCCUAAGUAAACUAGCUCUGAAGGAACUGGGCACGUGAGCAUUCCUGAUGAAUGUGAUUUGAGUUCUGUGGUAGACAUCAAUUGAUAACAAUAGUAGUACAGAAAGGGGAACCACCUGCAGAUCCAAAUUGGAGUGAUGACCCAGAAGAAUUCCUAGAUCUAGAUGUGCAUCUUCUCCAUGAACAUUGACUAGAGGUGACACGGCCUCCUCACAACUCCACUUGAAAGAUGAGUGAUGGGGCGUGGAUCAUGCUUAGCCCAGCAGAGUUUGCACAGCUGCAGCAGUAUUCUGAAUAUUCUACCAAGAAAUUGAGAGAUGUUUUGGAAGAAUUCCAUGGGGAUGGUAUUCUGUCAAAAUAUAAUCCAGAACAAAAGCAAGACACUCUGAACCAACCUAUUGACUACGAGGGGUUCCAGCUCUUCAUGAGAACAUAUUUGGAGGUGGAUAUUCCAGAAGAGCUCUGUCAGCACCUCUUCAUGUCCUUCAAGCGAAAAGUCGGCCAAUAUUCUCCCGAGAGCCAGCAGCAAAGUGCCAGCAUUCCACAGCUCAGCAACCUUGAAUCCAAGACUCUUGAUACAGGCAUCUCCAUCCAGACAGAAGUUGCUUGUGCUCCUGUUACAGGGAUCAAUGGGAAAACUCUACUAAGUGCCAUGGGAAGGCAUACACCUGAAUCCAAAAGCCCCCAGACAAAUCUAGCGGAGCCACAAUCAGCAUCUCUCAGUCCUGUUCCAACUGCCAACAUCAAUGCCCUUGGGAAUGCCUCACCUAGCUGGUCCAGAUCAUCAUCACAGAAAUCCACUGCUGGUAACCCUUCUGCUCACAACUCCUCAGGGUCCUCCAAGAUUUCCUCAGGUUCUCUGCUCACUCCACAAUCCCCAGGUUCCAAAAGUUUGGACAAGAAACUGCCCUUCAACCUCCGAAAGAGUCACAUCUCCCUGAAAACAGCCAGUCCACACCCACCAGCCCCUUUGGCUCAGGUAGUCUACCUGAAGGACAUUGUCUGCUACCUGUCACUGCUGGAAAGGGGACGGGCUGAGGAUAAGCUGGAGUUUAUGUUUCGCCUCUAUGACACAGAUGGCAAUGGCUUCCUGGACAGCUCGGAGCUGGAUCGUAUUAUCAAUCAAAUGGUACAUGUAGCAGAAUAUCUGGAAUGGGACUCCACAGAAUUAAGGCCAAUUUUGAAAGAGAUGAUGGAAGAAAUAGACUAUGAUCAUGAUGGAACUGUGACACUUGAAGAAUGGAUUCGGGGUGGCAUGACCACCAUCCCUCUGCUCGUUCUCCUAGGCAUGGAAACAAAUGUAAAGGAUGAUGGGCAGCACGCUUGGAGGCUGAAACAUUUCAAGAAGCCUGCCUACUGCAACUUUUGCCGCACUAUGCUACUGGGGGUUAGGAAGCAAGGCUUGUGCUGUUCCUUUUGUAAAUACACUGUCCAUGAAAGAUGUGUGUCCAAAGAUAUUGCUCCUUGCAUCAGUACUUAUGUAAAAUCCAAGAGAAAUACAAAUGUUAUGCAGCACACAUGGAUUGAGGGCAAUUCCCCAGCCAAGUGUGAUCGAUGUCAUAAAAGCAUCAAAUGCUACCAGGGAAUUACCGGACUACAUUGUGUAUGGUGCCAAAUCACACUUCACAACAAAUGUGCCUCUCAUGUGAAACCUGAAUGUGACGGUGGGCAUCUCAAAGACCACAUCUUGCUGCCUUCCCAGAUCUGCCCAGUUGUUCUGGAUAGGCAAUCCCACUCCCGAAGAUCAGACAGUGAAUCACCAUCCAGCACCACCCCUGAGGAUACAAACAUGACCUUCAGAUACAACACCACCACAGUGGACGGACAUGGACUGCAGAUUACACCUAAGCCAGGAACACACCCAUUGUUGGUAUUUGUGAACCCCAAGAGUGGAGGAAGGCAAGGAGAAAGGGUACAUCGGAAAUUCCAUUAUCUACUCAACCCCAGACAAGUUUACAACCUGGAUCGAGGGGGACCUACUCCUGGCUUAAAUUUUUUCCGUGAUGCCCCAGACUUUCGUAUUUUGGCUUGUGGAGGGGAUGGGACAGUUGGAUGGAUUCUGGACUGCAUAGAUAAGAUGAACUUAGCAAAGCACCCUCCUGUGGCUAUCCUGCCAUUGGGAACAGGGAAUGAUCUUGCCCGCUGCCUCCGAUGGGGAGGAGGUUAUGAAGGAGGCAACUUAAUAAAAAUACUUAAGGAUAUUGAGCACAGUACUGAGGUAAUGCUGGACCGAUGGCAAAUUGAUGUCAUUCCCAAUGACAAAGAGGAGAAUGGAGAUCCUGUCCCAUACAGCAUCAUCAACAACUAUUUCUCCAUAGGAGUAGAUGCAUCCAUUGCACAUAGAUUCCACCUGAUGAGGGAAAAGCAUCCUGAAAAAUUCAACAGCAGAAUGAAGAAUAAAUUGUGGUAUUUUGAAUUCGGCACAACAGAAACAUUUGCAGCCACUUGCAAGAAGCUUCACGACUAUGUAGAGAUUGAGUGUGAUGGAACAGUUUUGGAUCUGACUAGCACUUCAUUGGAAGGUAUUGCAGUCCUCAAUAUUCCCAGCAUGUAUGGUGGCUCCAAUCUCUGGGGGGAAACCAAGAAACAGCGCAGCUACAACCGCAUGAGCAAGAAAAUACCUGAAAAGUUGCAAUCCUCAGUGGUUACUGAUGCCAAGGAACUCAAGUUUUGUGUCCAAGAUCUUAGUGAUCAGCUCUUGGAAGUUGUUGGUCUUGAAGGGGCAAUGGAAAUGGGACAGAUCUAUACUGGAUUGAAAAGUGCUGGCAAGAGAUUGGCCCAGUGUUCCUCUGUUGCUAUCAGGACAACCAAACUGUUGCCCAUGCAAGUGGAUGGAGAGCCUUGGAUGCAACCACCUUGUACAAUUAAAAUAACCCACAAAAGCCAAGUGCCAAUGUUAUUAGGACCUCCCCAAAAGAGCAGCUUUUUCUUCCUGAGGAGGAGAAACCGAACUCGAGACUAAUUUUCAACCAAGCAAAGAACAACCUUCAGAAGCAGCAGUUCUCCAUUCCAGUGGCAACCACCCUGGGAAGGACUGCAAGAAAGAAAUCUUAAUCCCUUCAAAUUUCCUGGCUUCUGAAUCUGCUUUGGAAACAUCAGUCUGGAGGCAGCGUUAUGAACUCUUAGUAGAAAAUAACAGGGUUGAUGUUCGGCAGUCAAACUGAAAUAGCAGUGUGGGUUCGUAUAUACAUGCACACAUAGCCACUUUCUCUAAAUAUCGUUGGCAGGGAUAGCACUAACACUGAGGACUCAGAAGGAUUUUUGCUCUCCGUAAUGCCACAGCCCAAGGAGGGGAAGCUCUCAACUGCUCUGGUUGACCUGUGGUAAAAUCUGGCACUCUUCUGAAGAGAACUUUCUGGGCAACCAUGAAUUACGCAGCCCUGUCGGAAAGCAAACAAGCAGACAUGGAAACAACAUGUCUGACGUUGCCCUCCAGAUGGGAUGUAGGAGCAUUUUCAUCUAAUUUGAACUCUUUAGAACCCCCAAAAAUAACUGUUGAAGUAUCAAAUUUGGUGAGGAACCAAACUUAGCUUAUUUAUUUUUAAGAAAUUCUGUCAGCAGACAAGUGUUAUUUUGCUCUACUACUGUUUGGGUCACCAAACUGUACACUUGAUUAGACAUGCUAUUUAUUUAUUUUUCAAAGUUGAGAAAACACAGGGGAAGAUGAAAGGGGAAACGAAGGGAGAUGUUAUUUUUUUUCAGCUCUAAAACAACAGGGCCCCUUGCUAGCUCUAGUCAUAAUUUUUAGUUUUAAAAUAAAGUGGAAAUUAGUUAGCUGUUCCCUUUCAAAGGCACAGGAACAUGCAAAAAUAUUGCCACAAUGAAGCUAGAUACAUUAGAGGAAAUGUAAAGCUAGAAAGUGAGAACUUUUUUUAGAAGGAAAAGGAAAACUCAGGGUAUAUUAAACGUAUGAGUAACCCUUCACCAUUUGGUAUGUUGAUCACCUCAACAAAUUUAGGGAUACCUUCAGGUUUGAUACUGACUUCACUGUCCAGUUAAUGUUUUUAUAUUUUCUUUUCACAUAUGGGGACUUACUACUACUUCAGUCCAGGCAUAUUUUAUAUACAUAUUUUAAAAUUUUUCCAUGGCAGCUUCAGUUAAGAUAGGGUUCCUCUUAAAUCCUAUCUCAUUAUGGGGCUGACUUAAGUAACUGAAAAUACUGGAUGUGCUACAAUAGCCUGAAUACAUGACAAGGAGUUAAUACAGAACUGAAUGCAAAUUCUAUGAUAGGCAUUUAUAUGCCACUGAUACGAUGAUGAAAUGUAAGCAAAUUCAGAGGUCAAACUAAUCAGUUAUUUAUCGUCCCAUGCAUUGGCUUUUGCAACAGAAAACUACCCAGCCAACAAUCCUAUAUACAUUCAUUUGUGAUUAAGUCCCGCUGACCUCAAUAGGGUUAAUUUUGUAUAGGCACAUAUUAGAUUGCAGUGCACGUGGUUCACAGAUGCAAGAGACUAAAAUGGCGUACUUUAGUUAGGAAAUGAAUACCUCACAUUCUCUAGCUCUUCUUUAACAUUUUUCAAUCAAAUGUUGAAUUGACAACAGUAUAAUGUGCCAGGUAAUGUCAUGUCACACUUUAUUCUUUUUAGAUUCCAAUGUACAUAAUGCUUUCUAUAUAAUUGAAAAGUACCAGGUUGUGGGAAACUGUUUAGAUCACAAUUGCCAGUGUGUGUGAUCAUCAGUUUUUUCUUCAAGAGAAACUGAGAGAUUAAAACAGGAAAAGGUUUGAUUCACUUGCAACAGUACCAUUCUUCAAAAAAGAUAAAUUGCUAGCAAACGGAUAUGCAUAUUUAUUAUAAUAUCAGAGGGAAUGUGUUAAUUCAAGAGUCACGGUUAAUGUAAGCUUCUUUUACAAGUGGUAGCUUUUUAGGAUUUUGAAUUGGUAAUUCUUGCUUCUAGUUUAAGAAUACUGGCUCAUUCACCUUUAAACAAAGUUGAAGAACAUUGUACUCACUGAUUCUCCUUGUUGCAUGGAAGGUUCUUUUACAUUAAUCCAGGACAAAGGCAUGUCAUCUCUGAGUUAGAAGUCUGGAAAGAGCAAAUGGCACAAAUCCAUUUAUUUACUUAACUGCUCAAAUAAGGAGAACGUAUGUUUUCUGUUAACACAGGUCUUUCUAGAUGAAGUCAUUUGAUUCUACUUAGAAAGAGCUUGUCUAAAUUAGGAAAUCUGGUGGAGACUUUGGCAUCUAUGACAGCAUAACUGUAUUUUUCAUAGACAUCCUGUAUUGCAGUUACGAUACCUACGGUUUUGGAAAUGUUUCACCUGGGACCCAUUCAGAUGUCUGAUAGCACCCUGAAGGUUCUGCAAGAGGUACAAUGUAGAACAAAUAUUGGAUAGAUUUGUUCUUACAUUUGGAAAUUUAGUCUCAGGAAUUUUUGAGCCCUACUUACUGAGUUUCAUCUGUGGGAACCAUCCUAGAGAGGCACAAUUCUAUAGACCAUAUAAUCAUGUACUAUUUAUUAUUACUGGAUCAGAAAAUACCUCAUUGGCUAGUAUUCAUAAUUCUGCCUUCUUCUCUUAUUGCCUUUCCAUAGCUCCGUUUCCUUCCUGCUCCGCUUACCUGUUUGUAAGCAUCUUUGCUUCCAAAAAUCUUCAUCUCUUAUGUUUUGCUUGUUUUCAGUUUUGGUUCUUAACCAUAUGAUCAAAAUAUCCAUGACACAAGUACAGCUCGUACUCUUUUCUUAAAUAUACUUUUCUUCUGCCAUUGAUUUGCUCUUUGGUUUUGGUUCAUUUUAAUGAAUGUACAGUAGAAAACAAAUAAGGAGAAUUUCUUCAGAAGCUGUCUCUGCCAGAAGUUCCAGACUAGAGCUUUGCCAAGUUAAAAAAAUAGCACAGCAGGAAUUUUGUGUCCUCUUGAGAAUUUUAAAUCUGUGGUAGCCAGAUGUCAGCUAAGUAUAAUGAGAAAGCAAAAAAGAUGUGGAUUUUAGAUAUUAGACAUUUCAAAAAAUUACAGAUGAUUCUUAUGAUUUUAUUAUAGAUGAAAACAUAACGAACAAAACUAGAGCCAGUGAAGCAGAUUUCAGUCCGUAGAUACACCACAGAGCAUGCCUAUCCCAUAAAUAUAAAGUGGUUUACUAGUGAUUCCCUUCUGAGGGAAUUUGGAGAACCUGCAUUCUAUGAAGAAGGUUAGAAUUACUAUAGACCAUAUAUUAAUGCCAAUACUACCAUUUUUAUUGCAGGAAAAUUAAACUGGCUUAACUAAUAAAGCUGAGUUGUAAAUAUACCUUAAAUGGUAUGAUUUAAGAAUAAAAAGCAAGCAUAUUAAGAACUCAUCCUCAUUUCCCCCUAAUCGAGGCAUGAACAUUCCACGGUAAAUUUUCUUGUAUGUCAUGGCCUUGUGAUGUUGACUACAUCACAUUCCCCAGCCUAAAUUAAGGCAGCCAUUUGUAGCUGUUCCAGUGAGAAAUGUUCUCCCUCUUCUCCAGACAUUUUUUGCUGUGGACAUCUAACACACUAUCAAUGUUGUGGUUGAUCAUGCAGUCAGGGGCUGAGAUCUGCUACUUUAGUCUGCUCUACAGAUGUUGUCUCCCCUCCAGUUGCUGGGCACUGCCCUCCAUGGACAUUUGCCCUUGAGCUGCAGGAAAGACCAGACAUGAGACUUCUGUGGGAGCAUCUGCCCAUGUAAUGCCUGACUGAUGCUUUCCAGAGUGUAUAUAAUGGAUUCUGUACAAGGAUUUAACACUCUUCUAAAAUAAUACUAGUCCUGCUCUUUAAACAUGUGCUGCACAGAAGGUUGAUUUAGUCCAGGAAAAGGAACUAGGUUCAGCCAACUGUGUGUUGCUGAUUCUAUCACCAGUUACCGCGUUGCAGAUUUUCCACUGUUUCUGCCAACAAGGGAUUUCACAAGGCUGUUCUUUUUAUUGUUUUAUUGGGGGGGGUGCCAUUUUGAAUACUCCGUGGGCUAUUUCUAGGUGUUGCUGGUUUGGCUAUUUGCUGUCAGCAAUUCCCUUGCAACCUUAGUAGAAGAGAGAGCUCACUCAUUAUUCCAUAUAUUUCUUCUGUGCUUCUCAGCCUAAGUGCCAGAUCAGCGGUAUAGGUAAAGAGGGAAGGAGCAUCCCUGAUGCUCUCCAUAACCUCUCCUCUAGGCCUAUAGCCUGUCAGUAAGGGUUUUUCUGAACUAGGUCUAACCCUCCUUAGAAAAACCCCAAUUGGGAGACUUCUCUCCUGCUUUAUCCAUGCCCCUCCUCUGUAGCUGUGACUUUUCAGCUGGUCUUUUUUUGGACACAGAUUAAGUCCUGUUUUGAAAUAUCCCUAGUGGCAGGUCCCAGCUCAUAGCAUCUUCAUGUAGUCUCUUACAGUAGUUGAAUAACAUACCAGGUAGCUAAACACUUGUGUGCAGUCACCCAACCUCACCUCACCACAUAUUAAGAAGAGCAAUUGUUGAUGGUUUUUCCCACCAGCAGAUUAUGUCUGAUGGGAGGAGAAACAAGGCCAGGGGAAUCUACCAAUCCCCUAGUUUCACAUUAGCACUAUAAAGUCAGCACUAGUCACCAGCCUCAUUACUGAGGAAGAGUAGGGCUUGGCUGUUGGGACAACAUGAUUCAUGCUAGAAUAUUUUUCUCCCAGCUCAAAAAUUGGUGUAUUGCACUUUAAGUCCUAGGGCACAACCAGGUUAAUUAAAGAUUAUGUUGCUUAUAUGACACUAUAUUUAUGCUUAUAUGACACUAUCUUUAAUUAAUUUACUCUGGUUUAAUCAUAAGUAAGGGGUAUAUCCAAUUAUAUCUGUCCACCUGCAGAACAGAUUGUGCUGACCAAACAGAUUCCCAUCUCUCUAUUGCAUCUUCUUGGAUGACCUUCCAGACAAAAUUUGGGGAAAUGCGGUUGUUUAGAAGAGGAGGAGGAAAGGGAAGCCCUGUUAAGCAAGCAGAAGACCAUUUGUGUGAAAUUGAAUGUCUGCUUCUCCCUGUAUCAAAGCCAAACUUUAAGUGAAAAUACUACCCAAAGUAAGGGGGAGAGAUAGAUGAUUUUUUGUUAUCAAGUUCAAUUAACCUUAUUUUUUAAUUUGUUUAAUGUACAAUUAUAUUUGUUUAAUUUAAUUAACCUUAAGCCCAUGAUUACACAUUGCAUGAUCAGUUCACUGGGUACAUUCACUUAAAGUAAACAAAACAGUGGAAGACUUAGUAGUAUUUUUGUGUUAGCUCUGUAAUACUCAGGAGCAAUUCUUAAUAGCAGUGAUUAGUCUCUGCAUUCUGCUUUCAUAUACAGUGUAUUAAUAUGGUAGCUAGUUAUCAUCUCCUUCAAAAGAACCGUAAAUAAACAAAAAAAAUCUGAUCAGAUUUUAUUGAAAGUAAGCCACAGUGAAAUCAAUGGCACUAAUUCCAAACUAUCUUUAGAUUCAAUGACAGUUCCUAAUAAGCCACAACAGCUGGAUUCAUGCACUGCUAUAAGUCAUGAUGUAAUUUGAUUUUAAUAAUGUAUUAUAUGAUGCCAUUGUGGGUUGUACAUUAUGGUUUACAGCUUAAUGCAAUAAACAGAUGUGGUUUAUUCAAUAAAACAAACUAUGGGUUAACAGAAAUAUGGAACUGUAGCCCACCAGGUGUUAAUGAACUGUAAAUUGCAGCAUUUUUCAGCUUUAACUUGCUUUAGCAGAUUUUGGAUGCAAUGAGCAAAAUCUGUCCAUCUCCAGUAUGCUUCUAUGUGUGCAUAAAAUGCUAUUUGCCAUUUUACAGAUGCAUAAAAUAUAAUGUAUAAACCCCAUUCAUAUUUAACAGACACUCUAUUUUAAUGGACACUCCUUUCUCCCUUAUUAAUCAAGUAAUAGUAUGAUUUACUGUAUGAAAAAUCAUAUUAGAAACAAAAAAAAGGUAGUCUCCAGAAUCCACUCACCAUCCAUCCUC